UUUUUAAAAUAUGUUGCUUUACCAUUUUUUGAAAACAUAAAAACUCCAUUCACUUACUGAACUGAUAUUUCUGCUGCUGAUAGCCCGUUCCAACACCUUUUGGCUUUGAAUUGAAGCAAGAAAAGCGGUUCCUCGCGGUUUCUUAUUAACGACUUUUCUGAAGAUCCAUAAUCUGGAAAAUUUGCUGCAAGUUUGCUAGGCAGCUGCACUGUAACUUUUAGAUUUGAAGGAAGAAAAGCCAUCAGCGUCAGUUCAAAAAUAAGAAGCCAGACAUGUCUGCACUGUUCAAUUUCCAUUCGUUUCUGACAGUGGUGCUGUUGGGGAUUUGUACAUGCACAUUUGUGAAGAUGCACUUUCCAGCAAUCCUUGAACAGAGAAAUGGAUUUCGUGGUUUCUUUUGGAAGGCAGCUAGAAUAGGUGAACGUUUGAGCCCCUGGGUUGCUGUAGGAUGCUUCACGAUGGGCGUGUCGAUAAUCUUUUUCUGAGAUAGAAAUUUGUUGCCUCUGUAUGUGGAAUUUCCUUGUUUGUGGCACCGAUCAUCUCUUCGUUGGUUGUCUCAUCUUCUGCUCCAUGAUAAAGAGGAUAGCUUCUCAAAAAUGCCCUUCUGUUGCUAUAAUCUUCAUCACGGAAGCUCCUUGUCCUCAUCUCCGUCCCAUUUUCCUCCAUAUCCUUGCAAUCCAUGCUUAUGAUGUUACUGAUUGCAAAGCUGGCUUUUAUAGGAUUGCGUUGAGAAAUAAUGAGUAGGGUGGCUGGGGGAGAGGGGGAGAAUUGUCAACAGAGGGCAGGAUGAUUCUGGGAGUAGAGACAUAGGAGUACGAUUAAUUAAUUCACAGUGAAAAUGAUUUUGGGGUGUUGUAUUUGGCUUUUAAUAUAGUCCAGAUGAAUAGUCUCUCUUCAAAUAUAUUUUAUCAUUAAUAUUGCUCUUUGGUUAUGAUAUUUUGUUUGGGUG
Messenger RNA from Populus nigra (black poplar), 949 nucleotides. RefSeq lists its product as uncharacterized. The record is from RefSeq and is a predicted model, not a curated record. The transcript has 6 exons. Gene Ontology annotation, biological process: protein secretion; intracellular transport. The coding region runs from base 273 to 485 and encodes 70 amino acids. Lineage: Eukaryota; Viridiplantae; Streptophyta; Magnoliopsida; Malpighiales; Salicaceae.